This is a messenger RNA of Verticillium alfalfae VaMs.102, 1491 nucleotides long. RefSeq names its product G1/S-specific cyclin pas1. The record is from RefSeq and is a predicted model, not a curated record. Gene Ontology annotation, biological process: regulation of cyclin-dependent protein serine/threonine kinase activity. Gene Ontology annotation, molecular function: cyclin-dependent protein serine/threonine kinase regulator activity; protein kinase binding. The transcript has a single exon. Lineage: Eukaryota; Fungi; Ascomycota; Sordariomycetes; Glomerellales; Plectosphaerellaceae. The coding region runs from base 1 to 1491 and encodes 496 amino acids. Gene Ontology annotation, cellular component: nucleus; cyclin-dependent protein kinase holoenzyme complex.
AUGAUUCGUCGGCCUUCAUGGACUCUUCCUCCUCCUACCUCAACAAACCAUAAAGAUCUCCCUCGACAUCGCGUCGUCGCUCGGGCCUGGUCUGCGGCGUCGUCGCAGUCCUCCACCGAUACUUCUCCCAACACCUCUUCCGACUCGGACUCAUGCGACGCGUAUCCUGCCACACGCCGCUCCGUUGCAUGCGACCAAGCACCGCUUGCUAUCCCGGUCGAGUUGCGCCAGAACCCCCGGCGAUCCAACGGCUCCGGUUCCAGAGCACCCCCCGCACUCGUCCGCCAAAGCGAUCGCAAAGUCAACUUUGUGGACACACUUGUUGGUAAGCUACCGUCACUCAUCAUGAUCGUCUACGUCCCAUGCUUAGACUUUGUGUCAAUUCCAGAUUCCUCUACCCAGAUCGUCGAAGCCAUCUGGCCACUUUCGUCGGUCAUCUGCCACAAUGAUAUCGGCGGCAAGGCCGUUCUGCCCCUGCGCACCUUCAUCCAGGAGACGCUCCGCAGAUCGCGCACCAGCUACUCCACGCUCCAAGUCGCCCUGUACUAUCUCAUCCUGAUCAAGCCUCACGUCCCAAAGCACGAUUUUACCAUGGAACAGCCGGACGACCGUCAUGAGUGUCGUGCUCUUCAAUGCGGCCGCCGUAUGUUUCUCGCUGCUCUGAUUCUCGCCUCCAAGUAUCUUCAAGACCGCAACUAUUCCGCCCGUGCGUGGAGCAAAAUCUCCGGACUCGCAACAAACGAGAUCAAUCAGAACGAGUUGGCUUUCAUCUUUGCCGUCAACUGGGAGCUUCACAUCACCGAUGACGUUUUCCAGCGCUGGACCGAUAUCGUCCUGAAGUACACGCCUCCAUCCCCGCCACCCCCAGGCUCACCUUCCGGACCUCUCUAUGCCCAGCAGAGCGCCAACUGGAAGAAGGUCAUUCUCCUCCUGAACCCCGGCCUCGACAAUGUCGGCGGACUCUUCCCUGCGGCAUCGCUCAAGCUCAAGUCGCGACAGCAUGCGGCGCCUUCGGGUGGCAACCUGCCUUCUACCCCAUGCGACGCACCGAUCCAAGGCCAAGCGGCUACGGGCUCUGCUGAUGCGACCCCGACUCCUCGAUCCUACGUCGCCCCCCACACGAUGGAGCCCGUGCCCGCUUCCACGUAUACGCCUGGUCGCCAUGUCCCUGCGCUUGGUCUCCUGCCCACGCCUCGCAUGACCCCCCAACUGGCUGGACAAAGCACUCCUGCCGUGAGUGCUGCGUCUUGUCUCCUGGGCAGGGGCUCGGCGAUGGGUCUGGCCAUGGCUCAAGCCUCCAACGCCUGCGCAGCUCAGAACCUCGACAGGUGGCAAGUCCCCGUCACUUCCUCUCCGCACGUUGCUCUCCCCGUCCGCCGCACUUCCUUGGCCAUCUCGGUGUCCACUGCUUUCAUCUCCCGAAUCCAUGGUGUCCGAUUCUUCUCGGACCUCACGCUCGUCUUCCAUAUCCUCUGCAUCGUCGCUCGCUAG